Molecule: messenger RNA, 600 nt
Organism: Paramecium sonneborni
Lineage: Eukaryota; Ciliophora; Oligohymenophorea; Peniculida; Parameciidae
Source: the annotation of a GenBank genome assembly
AUGUCUGAAAUAAUCCCUCAUUUAUUUUUGUCAUCAGUUGUCUAUGCCAAAGAUUAAUAUUGGUUAAACAAGAAUCAAAUUAAAAAUAUUCUCAUUAUUGGAGAUUUACCUAUAUAUUUUCCUUCUCAAUUUUCUUAUAAAUGCAUUGAUAUAGAGGAUAAACCAGAAAAUAACCUUAAAUAAUAUUUUGAAGAGUGUAUAGACUAUAUUGAUUCAAUAAUUGAUCAAAAUAAAAAUAUUUUAGUUCUGUUAUGGGGGCUAAAGUCGAUCAGUGACUAUUAUAACAGCAUAUAUUAUAAGUUAUUAAGGAUUAAUUCGUUAAGAGCGUUAAACUAUGUAAAAUAAAAGCAUUCCAGAGCAGAAUCUAAUUCAGGGUUCUUAGAUUAAUUGAAGAUGUUUCAAAGAGAUCUUUAAAUAUAUUAACUCUUAUUUUUUUAUAAUCUUUUUUUAAUCAUCUUAACUUCCCAAAAUCUAAAAUUGAUUAAAAUUUCAUACAGCACUCAAUAUUACUAGUUUGAAAUACUCUAUGAUUCAAAUUUAAUUGUUAUAAUAAUAACUUUCUUUAUUAUUGAUAUUUAUAGAAUUUUAUAAAUCUUCUGA